GCCGCCUGAUUGGACGAGCCCAGAACCUGACCGUGGGCCUGACCCGGGUACGAGGACCCCCACUCCUGGAUGACAGAGGACACCCUGGAGUCAGACAUCUUAUUUAACGCAACAGUUUAAUGUUUUCAGUUUCGAGCUUCGCGUUUUAUUUCUGUCUCCUCGCGGUUUCCGUAGAUUCCAGAUGAAAUCAAGAUGGCGGCUCCUGUCGACAACGAUUUAAUCGAGAGAGAUUUACCGAAAGCUGUUCAGCUGCUGAAUAAUCUGACGGAGCAGGUGGUUUCAGUCACGAGUCAUGUGCGAGAGCUGCUGACUAAAGUUAAAGAUGAGGCCUUCAAGACAACUAAAGGUUUGUCCUUCCUGGACCUGCGGUACCACCUGCUGCUCUUCUAUCUCCAGGACCUGACUCACCUGGUCAGCAUCAAGACGGAAGGAGGCAAGAUCAAAGAGAGCGCCGCCCUGGACAGAGUGGUCACCGUCAGAACCGUUCUGGAGAAAAUGCGUCCUCUGGACCACAAGCUGAAGUACCAGAUCGAUAAACUGCUGCGCACGGCUGUUACCGGGAGCCUAGCUGAAAACGACCCGCUGCAGCUGCGUCCGAAUCCUGAGAACCUCGUCAGCAAACUGAGUGAAUCAGAGUCUGAAGAGGAAACAGGAAACAAGUUGGUCUCUGAGAAGAAAGCAGCCCACUCCAGUGGCAGGAAAUACGUUCCACCAAAGAUCGCUCCGGUUCAUUACGACGGCGACGUGACGGAGGUGGACAGGAAGAAGGCGCAGGUGGAGCGCCAGCGCCGGGCGGCUCUCAGGAGUUCUGUGAUCCAGGAGCUGAGGCAGCAGUACAGCGACGCCCCCGAGGAGAUCCGGGACCGGCGGGACUUCCAGAGCGAGCGAGAGAGCCGCGAGCAGCUCCACAGAAAGAACUACGAGGAGUCGAUGAUGGUGCGUCUGAGCGUUCCGAAGCACCAGAAGAGCUCCAGGAAGCGAGGCCUCAUGUCCAUGUCCAAUCAGCUGAGCGGCAUCGCCCACUUCGGUGACAUCACGGCUCUGACGGGCGGUGAUGGCAGCCAGGACGGGGGGAGCUCGCGACCGAAGAAGAAGAAACUCAUGAAGAAGAAAACGAAAAGGAAAGCCUUCAAGAAGCGCAGGUAGAUCUGACACCUGGAGCCAGAGGUGUCUGGAAACCAUCAGCAGCUUCUGAUGUUCACUUCCUGUUCUGUUCAUGUCUCGAUCACCACCAGAGGGCGGCCAUGAUGACCUCACACAUCAGUGGAACUGAAUUUUUCACUUUUAGACUGGAGUUGCAGAUGUGUGGACAAACAGCCAGAUGUUCUGGUUUAAUGAACCGUGCUGCACGUUCCACUGAGCAGCUCAGAGAAUCAGACUUUAAAUAAAAACAAGGAACCAAAGUGUUUUAUCCAACACUUAAAUUAGUUAGAGAAGCUGAAAUGUGUCCGAAUGUUAAGAUUCAUGUUCCAGGGYGCCGCUUACUCAGCAAAAUCACUUCCAGCAGUUUCUUUCCCCAGUUUGACUUUUUUUUGUAACAUUUCCUGUAAAUUUUAACAGCUCAGUUUUCUGAUKGAAACUCCAUUAAUGAGUUCAAACCUUCUCGUUUCAUCUGUUGAUGUGAAAUAAAAUCAUUUCCCCCACUCAAA
Molecule: messenger RNA, 1649 nt
Organism: Austrofundulus limnaeus
Lineage: Eukaryota; Metazoa; Chordata; Actinopteri; Cyprinodontiformes; Rivulidae
Gene: ngdn
Product: neuroguidin, EIF4E binding protein
Biological process (GO): maturation of SSU-rRNA from tricistronic rRNA transcript (SSU-rRNA, 5.8S rRNA, LSU-rRNA)
Cellular component (GO): nucleolus; small-subunit processome
Source: RefSeq, a predicted model, not a curated record